Tribolium madens (black flour beetle) is the source of this 787-nucleotide messenger RNA. RefSeq names its product alpha-ketoglutarate-dependent dioxygenase alkB homolog 6. NCBI's taxonomy places the organism in Eukaryota, Metazoa, Arthropoda, Insecta, Coleoptera, Tenebrionidae. The transcript has a single exon. The record is from RefSeq and is a predicted model, not a curated record. The coding region runs from base 137 to 784 and encodes 215 amino acids.
AAUGUCACAUAGAUGUCAACUUUUGUGUUUAAAGUUACAAUUUAGCCCUCCACCCCAUAUCACAGAAUUUUUGUUAUUUGUGCUCCAAAUUCCACCUAUUACAUGUAUUUAUUUCACUGUUGCGUGUUUGUAAACAAUGGAUUUGAGUAGUUUUCAAGUUUUGCAAGCCCCUCCGACUAUCUACUACAUUCCUAAUUUUAUAACACCAGAAGAAGAAGCUCACAUUUUGAAAAAUGUAUAUUCGGUACCUAAACCAAAGUGGACUUGUUUGUCCAAAAGAAGACUGCAAGACUAUGGGGGUGUGCCCCAUGAAAAAGGGAUGAUUCCAGAAGCAAUACCAAAUUGGCUGACAAAAUACAUGGAGAAAGUCGCACAAUUGAAUGUUUUUGAAGGAAACAAACCAAAUCAAGUAUUAAUCAACGAAUAUCUUCCUGGCCAAGGGAUAAUGCCACAUACUGAUGGCCCUUUGUUUUAUCCCACUAUUGCCACGAUUUCAUGUGGCUCUCACACAGUAUUAGAAUUUUUAGAAAAUAACGAAAAUCGAGUUAAAGUUUGCCAGUUACUUCUUGAAAGAUGUAGUUUAGUUAUAAUCAAAGAUGAUAUGUUCACUAAAUACCUCCAUUCCAUUAGAGAACUUGAUACUGAUAUUAUUGAUGAAGGCUGUGCAAAUUUAUUAAAUUGUGAAAAACAAUAUGCCAUUGGUGAUAAAGUUAAAAGAGACACUCGAGUUUCUGUAACCAUUAGAAAUGUAACAAAAGUGCUUAAAGUAAAACUGUUUAAAUAAUUA